Molecule: messenger RNA, 860 nt
Organism: Lacerta agilis (Sand lizard)
Lineage: Eukaryota; Metazoa; Chordata; Lepidosauria; Squamata; Lacertidae
Product: sterile alpha motif domain-containing protein 12-like
Exons: 4
Coding region: 324-704 (126 amino acids)
Biological process (GO): cell surface receptor protein tyrosine kinase signaling pathway
Cellular component (GO): cytoplasmic side of plasma membrane
Molecular function (GO): protein binding
Source: RefSeq, a predicted model, not a curated record
CUUGCUCUAUCAGGAACACGAAAGGGCGUGUCGGUGGCUGGGCAGCAAACCAGGAGACAGAGUCCUAUCCUGCCUGGGCCUGAACUCCAGGGAGGAGCAUGCAGACAGAGGAAGGCAAAACAGCUGAGAUCAUUUCCGAGGCAGGUCUGGAGACGGGCAGGAAGACUGGAGAGAUCUUCUGCAGUGGGGGGCACAGCCGAAGCCCCUGGAGGAGCCUUCGCUGGGGACGGAUGAGAAAGCUGGAGCGGGGAGGCAGGUAGCCCCUCACCUGCUGCCGCCACCCUGCAGCCUCCGACCCCUGCCUCUUCCACCGCAGGGUCCUCAUGGAGACAAGUCGUGGGAGUGGCUUGGUGGGGGUCCUGAAUGGCCUGGCAGCUCAACUGGGAGAGCCCCCAACUGUAGACACGGGCUUGGAGGAGGACCUGGAAGAGGACGGCCGGGAGAGGCGGCCAGUGGCCCAGUGGACUGUCUCAGAGGUCUGCUCCUGGCUGAGCCGAGGGUCCCUGGGGGCUCUGGGGAAGCCCCUCCUGGAAGCGGCGCACAGCCACGCCAUCUCCGGAAAGGCCCUGCUGCGUCUGACGGACGAGACGCUCGAGCGCAUGGGGGUCGCGCCCUGGAGCCUGCGGCAGGAGCUGCUGCGCCAAGUCUUGCACCUCCGCAUUCAGCAGGAGAUGAAGGACUUGCUGGACAUUACAGGAGCGUGAUCGAGGGAGGCCCGCUGUCAAGGGAGCUGCUCCGUCUGGGAUGCAAAAAAGGAAUUGGCCGCAACUGGACCUCCGAGCAGGACGGUGGAGCCCAAAGCCCAAUGCCAGGCCAGGCUUCAAGGACCGCAGCAUAGAAGGAGCUGCUUUGCAGUUUGG